Molecule: messenger RNA, 1301 nt
Organism: Suillus paluster
Lineage: Eukaryota; Fungi; Basidiomycota; Agaricomycetes; Boletales; Suillaceae
Exons: 9
Coding region: 140-1171 (343 amino acids)
Source: RefSeq, a predicted model, not a curated record
ACGGGAACGAGGUGUGGACAGAAUUUCAGAGCAAACGCCUAAUGGUGGCGGUUGAUUACAUAAGUUGACUUAUUCAGUAUCCCUCCUCGAGGCUCCUCGGUGUUCAUCGUUCAACGUUCGUGCUCCUCCACAUCAUACAAUGCAUGACAUCUGUCAUUUGGAUCGUGACUGGUUUGCCAAUGCACUUACCACCUUUCUCAUCUUUGGUCUCUUCAUAUCCUAUGCCCCGCAGCAUUUGCGAAUAAUUCGGAUGGGCUCUUCCGAGGGGUUUAGUCCAUGGUUCUUGUUGCUUGGUAGCACGUCUUCUGCGGCGGGAAUGCUUAACAUGAUUGUGCUGUCCUGGCCUACAAUUCAGUGCUGCAAUGAGCUGAGCGCGGGGAGAUGCAUAGAAAUCACUGCUGGAGUCAUACAAGUUAGCCUGCAGUGGGCUUUAUUCACCGUUAUCUUCGUUCUGUACAUGAUCUACUAUCCCGCCCGGCUCAAAUACGUUGAUAUUGACAUCCCUGCUCACGACACGCUUCCUCCUCAGCAUGUCAGGACAAGGCUUCAAAGUGACGAGUGGCGUCUUUCUGUAAACGUCUCGUGGGCUGUUCUCAUUCACCUUGCUCUCAUCACCUUCGUUACAUUCUUCCUCCUUUUCACGCGCAUUCCGGAGCCUAGCGGAGAGGUUCCACGUCAAAUAUCCCUGUGGGCGACCUUCCUGGGCGUCAGCUCUGCAUUGCUUGCAGCAAUUCAAUAUGCGCCACAGCUGUUGCGGACUUAUCGUUUGAAACUCGUCGGUGCGCUGAGUAUCCCCAUGAUGAUAAUACAAAGCCCUGGUGCAGCUGUGAUGUCCAUAUCUAUCGCCCUUCGUCCUGGCACUAACUGGACAAGUUGGGCGAUGUAUGCCGUUUCUGGCAUUAUGCAAACCACCUUACUGGCCAUGUGCAUCGCAUGGAAAUUCCGUCAGCGUAGACUCAAGAUUAAUGAUUUUGGUUACUCACUGGACAGUGGCUCGUCCACUCCGUCGACGGAUGACGUUGACACCGUCGUUGGCGAAGUUUCAGAUCCCCAAGUUGGCGACGGUUCGUUUGACAGCGAUGCGGAAGAUGCCCGUGAAGACGCACCACUUCUGGCAAAACCAAACCGUCCGAGCAGGAAGUCCAGGUUCUUUGGCUGGCUGAGAUCAUGAGCAUGUGGUGUUGGAGCGUUCUUUUUUUUUGUCAAUUCUUAUAACUUGGAUUUUGGAUAGUAGUAGACCAACUCCCGUAUUAAUGACAUGACAUGCAUGUGCAGUUUUACUUCAUUCUGAAAAAGGCAAC